AUGCGGCGGUUUACAGCGCGAUACGUGGCGCACGUGGCGCGUGGACAGCGUAACAAGUCUCACGGCUCUGCGUUGCGUCAAGCACUACUCCUCAGUGGUUUGGGACUGUCAGUACUCGCGUUUGCCGGUGCUGAUCUCGCGGACGGCACAGCCACGCGCUUGGAAGCGCAGUGCGACGCCCGCUACGCUCCACCUGAAGUAGACGACGACGCUCUGUCCGUGCCGCUCGAGCGCGAAGAGUUUGUGUCGAUCGUCAAGUCGCGUGUCUCUCGGAUCAGCAGUGCGUCGUACAAGGCCAAUUUUCCGAUCGAAGACAAGUACGCGGUGGAGACGACGGACUCUGGAGACGUGUUUGCCGCUGUACUGGAUGGCCACGGAGGAUGGCAGGUCUCCGAGUAUGCGAAGAGGACGUUGAUUGGCAAUGUACAGAAGGAGUUGUCGUAUCUGCACAAGCCGGGAACAAGCGAGCCGGCGCAAGGCGACGAGCCAACUGUCUCCGAUGCGCGCGUAGCUGCUGCUAUUCAGCGUGCGUUUGGGCGCACGGACCGCGACCUGAUGGCAGAGGUAGCUUCGGCUUUCAAGCUCGGGUUUGGAGCCGUGGCGCGGUGCGGAUCUUGUGGGUGCUUGGCUUACGUGCACGAAGGCACCGUUCACGUUGCGAAUGCUGGCGACAUUCGUGCUGUGUUGGGGAAGCUCGGCGAGGAUGCUGUCACGAUGGUGGCCAAACCACUCAGUAAUGACCAAAACGCCAUGGUGAGGUUCGAGCAGGAAAAGCUCGUGAAGGAACACCCGGGUGAAGCAAACGUAUUCACAUGUCGACACCCAGACUCGUGCUACGUAAAGGGCGCACUGCAGCCCACGCGUGCAUUCGGUGACUUCUCGCUCAAGUAUUCGGAGUUCAACGGCCCGCCUUACACGGAAGGCGAUCGCACUGCCGGUCGCCACUUUUCGGCACCAUUCACUCCACCUUACAUCACGGCCAUUCCCGAAGUUACGUCGCACGAGCUGGACGAGAGCGACAAGUUUCUCAUCAUUGGCUCGGAUGGGCUGUGGGAUUAUCUCAGCAAUGAAGAGGCUGUGGAGAUCGUGAAUGGACAGGCUUCGUGCGGGAACCAUGACCUCGCGGGCCGUGCGCUGGUCGAGCGUGUGCUCCAGAAAGCGGCGAAGCGCUACGACAUGACGUAUCAGGAGCUGCUGAGCGUGCCACCAGGAAGCAAUCGGCGCCGUCGCCAUGAUGACACAACUGUGGUGGUUUUGUUCUUCGACUAG
Messenger RNA from Hyaloperonospora brassicae, 1269 nucleotides. The record is from the annotation of a GenBank genome assembly. NCBI's taxonomy places the organism in Eukaryota, Oomycota, Peronosporomycetes, Peronosporales, Peronosporaceae.